Populus euphratica (Euphrates poplar) is the source of this 3424-nucleotide messenger RNA. Its product is annotated as probable disease resistance protein At1g61300. Gene Ontology annotation, molecular function: ADP binding; protein binding. The annotation marks the transcript as partial. The transcript has 2 exons. The record is from RefSeq and is a predicted model, not a curated record. Lineage: Eukaryota; Viridiplantae; Streptophyta; Magnoliopsida; Malpighiales; Salicaceae.
UGGGUGGGUCCACACGUUAACUCACUGAAGCUCAAUAAUUGGCUGCUCCUUCCUUUGUUGAAGUUUUUAGUUAUAUGCAGCGCUAGUCAAAAUAAAUAAUUAAAUUAAAAAGAACCAUGAACUAUCAGUAAAGUUGUUCCUUCCUUCCUUCCUUCCCAGCAACUUCUUUCUUGUCAAACAACACAACUAUUUUCCUUUCCACAUCUCAUCACAAUGAACUAGCUUAACCUAUACUCUUAUCUGAUCCGUGCUUCUUCUUCUUCUUCUUCUGAAUACUGCCUCAGCAAACCAGCACUUGAAGAACAUCGAUCAAUAGCUGAAUCCAGAGCCACUUAUCAAAAUGCUUCGACAGAAUGAUCCAGUUUCGCAUCAUGUUGACAGAUCUUUUUGGGAAUAUGUUGAAAAGAUGGAUGAUGGUCGCAUGAGCUGUAAGUUUUGUGGGCAUUGUUUUGCCAAAGGUACUUCCAUUUCGAGGAUCAAAUUGCAUUUAGCAGGAGUGACAGGCCGUGGUGUUAAAAUUUGUGGACAAGUGCCUCAAGAUGUCCAAGACGCAGCCCUUGCAGCAAUUGAUGGCCCUCCAGAAAAGAAACUUAAAACUGUAGCAGGCUCAAGCAAUAACGAUGUCACUAAUGAAAUUUCAGCUUCAGCACAACAGCAGAACAAUGAAAUGAUGAUGGCACACCAACUAGAAGAUCUUUGGCUCGAAGAUUGGAUGGCUAGCAUCACUGUUGAAGACAUGGAGCAUCUGGAGAGAGGUAGCUUUCAUGAGAGGCCAUCAUUUAAUCAAGCUGAUGAGGUGGAUGUGGAGAGCAAUACUGGAAGAUUUAUGCAGCCUGGUGCAAGAGCUAGCUCUUCUGGAGUCCUAAAUUACAACACAAGUGAGACUAGAGGAGAUCCACUAUCUUGUGCAAUUUCAGCUUCUGCUCAAGAACAUAACAAUAAAGUGACACAUGUAGAAAUGGCACAAGGACAACCUUUUUUCACUAGGGAAAUUGCACGUGAUUUGUUUAGAGGAAGGAGUGAACUUGUGCAUAAUGCACCGGAGACUAGACCACUGACUGAGCAAGCUAGUCCAGAGACUGAGCUUCCAUGGUGUCGUUAUUCCCCUGAGGAGCUUCCGCAUGAUGCAUUUGAGACUAUACCGAGAACAGAGCAAGCGCCGCUUCUGGAGAGAGGUAGCUCUCAUGACAGGCAAUCAAUUAAUCAGGUCUAUGAGCCUCGAGAAGAUUCAUCCCAACCAGCAGAUCUAUUGUGUCUUGGCCACGCAAGAUAUGAUGAUCAACUCUGCUCUCCAGCAGUAAACAAUGAUGCCAUUAUGAAUGAUGUGCAGAACAUGGAUAGAAUGAGGAAAGAACCAGUGGAGAAGGAGGAGGAGGAUAUGGAGAACAAUAGUGGAAGAUCAGUGCAGCCUGGUGCAGGAGCUAACUCUUCUGUAGGGCUUAAACACAACACAAGUGAGACUAGAGGAGCUCCUUUACCAAUCGGCUCUACAAAGCUAGUGGGUCAAGCAUUUGAAGAGAAUAAAAAAGUGAUAUGGUCUUGGUUGAUGGAUGAUGAAGUUUCAACCAUUGGCAUUUACGGGAUGGGGGGAGCUGGUAAAACUACAAUGUUAAAACAUGUCUAUAACGAGCUUCAACAAAUUGCUGAUAUUUUUCCUCAUGUUUACUGGGUGACCGUAUCUCAAGAUUUCAGCAUUCAAAAAUUGCAGAAGAAGAUCGCAAAACGUAUAAAGUUAUCUCUUUCCAAUGAAGAGGAGGAGUUGCUCAUAGCUGCAGAAUUGUCACUAGAACUAAUGAAGAAAUCAAAAUGGAUUCUAAUUUUAGAUGAUUUGUGGAACUCUUUUGAGCUACAAGAAGUGGGAAUUCCUGUUCCAUUGAAAGGAUGCAAGCUGAUUAUGACAACUCGAUCAAAAGAGGUUUGUGGACGAAUGGAUUGCCGAAACAAUAUCAUAGUGAAUCCUCUUUCUGAUGUAGAUGCUUGGACUUUGUUCAGGGAGAUCCUUGGACAUGACAGACAUCUCUCUACAGAAGUGGAACAAUUUGCAAAAUCUAUCACAAAUGAGUGUGAUGGUUUGCCGCUAGGAAUUAAAACAAUGGCUGGAACCAUGAAGGUGGUGGAUGGCAUACACGGGUGGAGUAAUGCUUUAGAACGACUGAGACAAUCAAGAGUUGGGCCAAAUGGCAUGGAAAGGGUAUUUUCAUCAUUGAGAUUUAGUUACACGCACCUAAGCAAUGAAGCUAUGCAAAAAUGUUUCUUGUAUUGUGCAUUUUUUCCAGAAGACUCUGCUAUCAAUAGACUGGAAUUGAUACUUUAUUUGAUUGAUAUGGGAGUGAUACAAGGGCUGACGAGUAGGAAGGCAGAAUUUGAUGAAGGCCAUUCCAUGCUUGAUAAACUUGAAAAAGUCUGCCUAUUGGAAAGAAAACGUCUUGGUGGUGCUGUAAUGAUGCAUGACUUGAUUAGGGACAUGGCCAUCCAAAUACUGGAAGAGAACUCUAGAGCCAUUGUUAAAGCCGGUGCACAAUUAAAAGAAUUGCCGGAUACAGAGGAGUGGACAGACAAACUUACGACCGUUUCACUAAUGCACAACCAAAUUGAAGAGAUUUGUUCCAGCCAUUCAGUGAGGUGUCCAAAUCUGUCAACCUUAUUGCUGUGUAGUAAUCAUAGGUUGCGAUUCAUUGCGGGUUCAUUUUUCGAGCAAAUGCAUGGGCUCAAGGUCCUCGAUCUGUCUGAAACAGCUAUUGAAUGUUUGCCUGAUUCUGUCUCUGAUUUGGUGGGUCUCACUUCACUGUUGCUCAAACAUUGUCGGAGGUUAAGCCGUGUACCAACAUUGAAAAAGCUCAGGGCACUGAAGAGGUUAGAUCUCGCUCGUGCUCCACUUGAAGAGAUUCCUCAUGGCAUGGAAUGUCUAUCCAGCCUGAGGUAUCUAAGAAUGAAUGGAUGUGGCGAAAACAAGUUUCCCUGUGGGAUAUUAACUAAACUCCCUCACCUGCAAGUCUUGAUACUAGGGGAACAGCUUCUACAGGCGAGAGGAAAAUACAUGGGGGAAAGAUAUUUUCUAGUAAAAGUUGAAGGAAAGGAAGUAGGAUGCUUGAGGAAGUUGGAAAGUUUGGAAUGCCAUUUUGAAGAUCACUCUAACUACGUGGAGUACCUCAAAUCUCGGGAUGAGACCCAAUCACUAAGCACAUACAAAAUUGUUGUAGGAAAGUUCAGGGAAGGCGAACUCGGGGAAUUAAAGUACAGUGGUCCCGGAAGUAAAAUGGUUGUUUUGGGUAAUUUGAAUAUCAAUAGAGAUGGAGAUUUUCAGGUCAUCUCCCCAAAUGACAUUCAACAACUAAUUUGUAGAUGUAUCGAUGCGAGAAGUUUAGGCGAUGUUUUGUCAUUAAAGUAUGCAACUGAACUGGAGUAUAUCAAGAUUUUGAAUUGC